Odontomachus brunneus is the source of this 3109-nucleotide messenger RNA. RefSeq names its product aminopeptidase N-like. The transcript is spliced from 12 exons. Gene Ontology annotation, molecular function: metalloaminopeptidase activity; peptide binding; zinc ion binding. Bases 162 to 2849 code for a protein of 895 amino acids. The record is from RefSeq and is a predicted model, not a curated record. Gene Ontology annotation, biological process: peptide catabolic process; proteolysis. Lineage: Eukaryota; Metazoa; Arthropoda; Insecta; Hymenoptera; Formicidae. Gene Ontology annotation, cellular component: cytoplasm.
CAUUCUGCCUGUUAAUGUACACACGAUUACGAGAGAUAAACAUGUUUGUCUGACAUUUAGUUCUUACAAUGACUAUCGACUAUCGAUAGAAUUGUCAGUUUUCACGAACACACGAAAGAGUUGACAGAGACAAACUGUUUGUGCAGAUAUAUAAGGCAAAAAUGGGCACGAUAUUCUUGAAACUACUAUUUAGCUUUGCUAUAAUAUUCGCUGUUAUGAAUAUUGUAAUCAUGAGCAAUUUUGAAGAUUGCAUGUACUUGUCUGCCUAUGAUACUAUAUCGCUCAGUAAAGUGAGGCCAGAAAUUUAUAAUAUGGUCUUCACUGUGAAAAAUAGUUCAUUAAUUCUCGGCGAAUCCCACAUUGUAAUCUUGGUGUAUUAUACAACCAAACGUAUCGUCAUACACAAUUAUAAAUUGGCUAUACCUCUCAGGUCGAUAAAGCUCACUACAUGGAAUUCGUUAACGCAAACACCGGAAGAAACAUAUACAUUUGAGAGACAUAUUUAUUGCCAUAAAGCGCAAACCUUGGAAUUAACUAUGAAGAAGUACAUUAAUCCGGGAAUAUAUAAUCUAAAUAUGAAUUUCAUGUUGCCUGUAAAUGUGACAAGUUUGAACCUGAGCGAUAAAUACCUCUGGUCGCCCACGGUAGGACAUGAGUUGAACUUGGCGCGCCAAGUGUUUCCGUGCUGGGAUAAUCCGUGGACAAAAGCACGAUUUAACAUCUCAUUGAACCAUCCUACGUACUAUACGGUUUUGUCGAAUAUGCCAAUAUCGCACACGGUUGACGAAAAAGACGGCAUGAGGAGGACAUAUUUUGACACGUCUCUGAGGAUAGCUCCUUAUGAAGUGGGACUUGCGUUGGUCCAGUAUCUGAACAAAGAAUCGAGUCCUACGAAUGCUGGGACGACUAUGUGGUAUCGACAGCAAGUGGGCAAGUAUUUAAAGCAUAUGUUUGCCGCGAUUGAAGCGUGCAAGAGAACAUUUGACAGCUAUAUUGUAAUGCUCAAAGAAACGCCGAAAACGGACCACGUUAUAGUUCCGAAUCUUUCUAUGAAGAUCAGAGGAUUUCCUGGACUCGUUAUUUACAGAGAACAAGAUUUUACAUACAAUGUACAUUCAGACUAUCCUGGUCGCAACAAUAGCGUGUGGAAUAUGCUAGGACAAGAAAUGGCGCGCCAAUGGUUCGGUGCAGAAAGCAGGCCGUCUUCGUGGUCUAAUUUUUUGUUUAUCGAGAUGUUUGCGUCGUUUCUUAAUCAUAUCAUAACAGAGAAGCUGCAAAGCAAAUCGAUAAGGGAUCUUUACGCGGUUCAAAUGGUGCAGUCUGCUCUUCGUCAAGACUUUGCUCUUAGGAUGAAGCCUGUUUUACAUGAAAUUGACAUUGACGAUAAAUUCGAAAAGGACCUUUACUUUCCCAUGUACCGUAACAAAGGAGUCAUCUUAAUACGCAUGUUGUAUUACUUAUUCACCGCGGAUGACUUUCAAAUUGCUAUCCAGACGUAUUUCACUGAUGUUGACAAUGCUUUGUUCCAACCCGACAAUCUCUGGCAAUAUUUGCAAAGAUGCGUUCAUGCAAGAAAGCAGAAGUGGCCCUGUACAGUGAAAGAAAUAAUGGACAUGUGGUUAACAAUGGAGCACUUUCCAGAAGUGUACGUCACUCGUAAUUUUGAUAAGGAAACGAUAAAUAUUUCGACAAACUGUACCUCCAACUCCAGCAUAAUUCCUAUAACUUAUAUCACGCAGUCGGAUCUCACUUCUGCCCAUACUUGGAAUGUUACUUGGCUGAAGUGUGGGGAGAUCAAAACUAUCUCUGAGAUUCUUACACAUGAUUUCAUCAUAUUUAACUUGGAACAAUCUGGAUAUUAUCGCGUCAACUACGAUACCAAUAAUUGGAACAAAAUUAUUAAUUAUCUAAGCCACGAAAGUGAACAGGAAAGUGACGUACUCAUACCUAUCGUCAAUAUUGCUCAACUCAUCGACGACGCGUUUUAUUUCGUGAUGCAGAGAAAACUCAACUCCAAUACAUUUUUUAAUCUUAUCCUUUACCUGUCGCGGGAAAAGAGUUAUACAGCAUGGUAUCCUAUGUUUAACAUUCUGUCGCGCAUGUCGAUAUAUCUUCAAUUACCAGAAGCUGAAGAGAUCAAAGUGUUCAUUAAGAUUUUAUUAGAAAAUCUUCUGGAAAAAAUAGGAUAUGAAGAAUACUUUAACGAAGAUGGUAUGACAAGAUCGUUAAGGUUAUUAGCAGUGAGGUGGGCUUGUGGAUUGGGUAGUAUAAAAUGCAAGAUUGUUGCCAAGAAUGAAUUGAUCAAGCAUCUCAGACAGCCUGACAUACCGAUUCCAUCGUGGUGGAGGGAAUGGGUAUAUUGCACAGGUAUGGAGAAGUUAUCUAUGCACUUUUGGCAAAAGUGGAUGGCGAAGUGUAUUAGAGAGCGAAAUAAGACGUGCUUAACUUACUUGUCUUGCGUUCACAAUGAAAUCAUCCUCGAAAAUUAUUUGAAAAUGCUUUUGGGGGAAAUGGAAGUAGAUGAGUUCAUAAAAGAAACAGGAUCUUUGACGCUUUUUCAUACUUUAUUUAAGAGGCACGCAAAUAACGAUAUUAUGCUUGCGAUUUUCAUAAAUAAUCUGGACAACAUAAAUGACAAGAUUUAUACAGGCAACAAUUUAAAUCUAGUGAAAUUGUUCAGAGAAGCCAUCGGAACUAUAUAUUCUAAGAGCAGUCUCAAUAUGAUAACGACUUAUACAAGAAGGUUGAAAUUUAUGAACGUGACACUUAAAGAUCAACUCAAUGAGCUGAUUGAAUUUCGGUAUAAUAAAUUGAAUAAAGCAUUUACACAGUUUUAUUUCUUGAAAUAAUAUUUGGGCAUGACAAAGUUAAACUAUUUUUAUAACUGGACCAAUCAGCGUAUGAGUCGGCAGCAAAUCGAGCCGCUGAGAGAAUUUUCAUGUUGAUGUAUGUUAUGCAGUAAAUCACAAACCAUCUCGAUACAUUAUAUCUGUAAACAGUAACAUAUAUGUUCUUUUGAAUUUGCAUGUAUAUUCAGAUAAUCAUACGCGAAUAUAUACAUAUUAAUUGCUAUUGUUGUUCAAUAAAUUAUGUAAAAUUUCUUUAUUAA